Peromyscus leucopus (white-footed mouse) is the source of this 2768-nucleotide messenger RNA. Its product is annotated as submaxillary mucin-like protein. Gene Ontology annotation, molecular function: protein binding. The transcript has 21 exons. NCBI's taxonomy places the organism in Eukaryota, Metazoa, Chordata, Mammalia, Rodentia, Cricetidae. The coding region runs from base 1 to 2727 and encodes 908 amino acids. The record is from RefSeq and is a predicted model, not a curated record.
AUGACAAAGACAACUUCAGUUGAAGAAACAACUGCAUUACCACCUAGAGAUGCAGUGACAUCUGGACAAACAGCUGGACCCACAGCAGCAAAUAGUCCCUCAGUUUCAAUGUCAGGCAAUACAGUGGCAAAUGGUCCUGUGUCUGUGACAUCUGCUCAGACAACCAGUGUGACUGUAACUUCUAGGCAAUCACAUGAAUUGAGUAAGACAUCCACACAAUCAGCUGGGAGCACAGUGCUAUCUACUUUAGUUUCAAAUCCAACUAGAAUAUCCUCUCACCCUACAACAACAACUGCAAUAUCAUCAGCAGAAAUGCAACAAACAAGUACAGAAACUGUUACUGGAACAGGAACAACUGGUGUGUCAAUUACAAUUACAGAGAGAUCGGCACAAUCUCUUACACAAUCACCAACAUCUGGACCAUCAUCUCAAGCACCCAAAACCACUAAGGUAUCAAUUACUGGCACAGAAUCGACUGCCCCAACAAGUGGAAGCACCAUGACAAAGACAACAUCAGUUGAAGAAACAACUGCAUUACCACCUAGAGAUGCAGUGACAUCUGGACAAACAGCUGGACCCACAGCAGCAAAUAGUCCCUCAGUUUCAAUGUCAGGCAAUACAGUGGCAAAUGGUCCUGUGUCUGUGACAUCUGCUCAGACAACCAGUGUGACUGUAACUUCCAGGCAAUCACAUGAAUUGAGUAAGACAUCCACACAAUCAGCUGGGAGCACAGUGCUAUCUACUGUAGUUUCAAAUCCAACUGGAACAUCCUCUCACCCUACAACAACAACUGUAACAUCAUCAGCAGAAGGUCGACAAACAAGUACAGAAACUGUUACUGGAACACGAACAACUAGUGUGUCUACCUUAGUUACAAGGAGUUCUGCACAAUCUCUUGCACAAUCAGCAAGAACUGGACCCUCAUCUAGUACACUGGAAACAACUAAAGUAUCAGUUACUGACUCAAGUGAAGCUGGCUUGUCAACUACAGUCACUUUGAGAAAUACAUCAUCAGUUGCAGAAUCAGCAAUAACACUAUCCUCAGCUAAAGUACUGUUAACUACUAGGGUAACAGUCACUGGUUCAGUGACCACUGGUGCUUCCACUGCAGUUACAGGCACUACUGGUUCUUCCAGUGGAAAAUCAUCUUCAACUGCAUUACCAGGUAGCAUUUCACCUUCUUCUGGACAAGUAUCUGCAACUACUAGUGUGCCUACACCUUCAUCUUCAGGAUCACAAUCUAUAGGCACAUUUAGUGAUUGGACUUCAACAUUAGAACCAUCACCCAGAGUGACUGUAACAUUUGAGCCCUCACCUGGAAACACAUGGACAUCCAGUUUAUCCACUGAUGUUCCUGGAAGAACUGUACAAGCUGAUGAAGGAACCACAAACCGAGGAAAUAGUACUAGCAGACCAGGAGCUGAGCCUACAACAAAUGAAGACCCAUUUAUCAGAAUUCCAGACAUAUUAAUUGAAGUGCCAUCAAAACAGCCUGAAGUAACAGCCACCACGGGUCUCCUCCCUUCCACAACUGUUGCUCCACACAGUUCCAACACAGAGGCCACGACUUCCCUACGAGUAAACGAAACAGUAACAAGUGAAGCAGUCACGGAGUCCACAACUUCCACAGGAGGCAGUGAAACUACCCAUGCAGAAGUUCGAACAGAGGCUACAACUCGAACAGAGAAUAAUGAGACCCAGGGAAGCAGAGCCACAGCAGGUACCACCCAUGCAGCUAUAAGUGUGACCGAGGCAUCUGGAAGUCCCAGCAGCGAAACCACAGCUUCCACGGGAGUCAGUGAAGCCAUGGUCACAGGAAACAAUGCAGAAACCACUACAUCAGCUGGAGGAAAUACGGGCUCGGAGAGUUCUACUUCAGGAGUCCCCACAGAAGCACCAGGCAGCCAAAGCACAGGAGGAAAAACAGACUCCACGUCAACAGCAGCUGUCGUCACAACCAGUGCCCGCGUGUCCCAGCCAGAAACCGCUACCAAAGCAACAGAGGGUCAAGACACUGGAAAGGAAACAGUGUGUCCAGGCACGCUUCCACCAGCCCCAGUGUGUCAUGGUCCACUGGGAGAAGAGAAAUCACCUGGAGACACAUGGAUAUCUAACUGCCACCAGUGUACCUGUACUGACGCACAGGCUGUGGACUGCAAACCCAAAGAGUGUCCUUCUCCGCCCACCUGCCAAACUGGAGAGAAGCUUAUGAUAUUCAAAUCGAAUGACUCCUGCUGUGACAUCGGCCACUGUGAACCAAGAACCUGUUUAUUUAACAAUACAGAUUAUGAGAUUGGUGCAUCCUUUGAUGAUCCUAGCAACCCAUGUGUCUCCUACACCUGCAACAGCACUGGCUUGGUGGCCGUGGUUCAGGACUGCCCAAAGCAAACGUGGUGUGCAGAAGGAGAGAGAACCUACGAUUCAAAGAAAUGUUGCUACACAUGUAAGAGUGACUGUAGAACUUCUCCUGUGAAUGUGACCGUUAGGUAUAACGGUUGUAGGAAGAAAGUUGAGAUGGCAAGAUGUAUAGGAGAAUGCAAAAGGACUCUCAAGUACAAUUAUGAGACCUUCCAAUUGGAGAAUUCGUGUGUUUGCUGCCGUGAAGAAAACUAUGAGUACAGGGACAUUACACUUGAUUGCUCUGAUGGCAGCACCAUCCCAUACAGAUACAGGCACACUACAACCUGCUCAUGUCUGAACCAAUGUGAACAGUCUGCAGCCAGUUAAUACCUACCCACAUUUCCUUCCCAGUUGCACCUAUUUUAGAA